This is a messenger RNA of Xylaria bambusicola, 1296 nucleotides long. Its product is annotated as beta-glucosidase-domain-containing protein. Lineage: Eukaryota; Fungi; Ascomycota; Sordariomycetes; Xylariales; Xylariaceae. The record is from RefSeq and is a predicted model, not a curated record. Gene Ontology annotation, cellular component: fungal-type cell wall; cell surface. The coding region runs from base 1 to 1296 and encodes 431 amino acids. The transcript has 2 exons. Gene Ontology annotation, biological process: fungal-type cell wall organization.
AUGAAGGCAACCAUUUUGAACCUCGCCAUUGCGGCAUCGUUCGGCUCUGUCGCCGUUGCUCAACCUCACCGGCAUGGUCAUCCCGCUCAUCACCACAAGCGGGACAACUCGCCUCUGGAGGAGCGCGAAGUCGUGACCACUUAUGUCCCUGCUACUAUAACCCAGUACAUGCUCGGUGAUAAAUCGGUCAGCCCUGAGGAGGCCCACGCUGGUUUGGAUAAGGGAUUAUACGUCGUCGUUGGCGAGACGACACCCACCUUCACUCCUCCCCCUGCGCCAGUCGUCACUAGCACAUCAUCUAAGGAGGAUGGCGUCUUCAUUGAGAAGGUCACUAGCUCUUCGUCCACUUCGACGCCUACUCCAACGCCCUCAACCACCACUGAACCAACAAGCACGUCGACUCCUGAGCCCGAGCCAACUAAGUCCACCACAUACCCUGUGAGCAACGGUGCUAAGGGUAUCGAUGCUGACUUUCCCGACGGACAAGUUGACUGCACCACCUUCCCUUCCGACUAUGGUGCGCUUGCUCUCGACUACCUCGGACUGGGUGGGUGGAGUGGACUUCAAUACACGCCCAACUUCAGUUUGAAGGAUCUUGCUAUUAGCUUCAUCGAAACCGGCAUUGGUAAGCCCGCUGGCCAGAAGGGCUUCUACUCAUAUGCUUGCCCACCCGGCUACAUCAAAUCACAGUGGCCCUCUUCUCAGGGCAACACCGGCCAAUCCAUUGGUGGUCUUUACUGUAACGACCAGGGCAAAUUGGAGCUGACCCGCGGCGACGUUUCCAAGAAGUUGUGUGAGAAGGGUAUUCCGGGUAUUACCAUAAAGAAUAAAAUGAGUUCUGGAACUUCGGUGUGCCGCACCGACUAUCCUGGCACAGAGAACAUGGUCAUCCCGAUUGAUUCUACACCUGGCAGCUCGUUCGAGCUCGCUAACGUUGCAUCCAACAACUACUACGUCUGGCAGGGCAAGGCAACAACUCUGCAGUACUAUGUCAACAAAAAGGGAGUCAGCGCUGAUAAGGGCUGUGUAUGGGUCUGCGACGAAGACCCUGAGGGAUGUGGUAACUGGGCCCCCAUUAACAUCGGUGUUGGCCAGUCGUCUGAUGGCAUCACCUAUCUCUCUAUCUUCCCCAACAGCGCAGUUUCCAAAGCCAAGUUGGACUUCAAUAUUGACAUCUCUGGUGAUAUCACAAGUGAUUGCUAUUAUCAUGUUGAUUCAGGAUUUGCUGGUAGCAGUACCGGCUGCACUACCGGCAUCCCGAGUGGCGGACAGGUUACAAUUACUUUGAGCGACUAA